Molecule: messenger RNA, 513 nt
Organism: Ascoidea rubescens DSM 1968
Lineage: Eukaryota; Fungi; Ascomycota; Saccharomycetes; Ascoideales; Ascoideaceae
Gene: FHN1
Product: Fhn1p
Exons: 1
Coding region: 1-513 (170 amino acids)
Biological process (GO): protein localization to plasma membrane; eisosome assembly
Cellular component (GO): plasma membrane; eisosome
Source: RefSeq, a predicted model, not a curated record
AUGGGUUUUCUCGAACUUGGAAUUCGUACUUGGAACACUGUUUGGUACAUUAUUUCUCUUGGUUUGGCAUGCUCCUUAAUUGCUACGCAGGACUCAUCUCAUGCCAGAGUUAAUAUCUGUUUGUGGGCCUCUUUAUGGGGUCUUUUGUUCUCCAGUGUCUACGGGUUUUUAGCUGAAUUUAUGACCUCAUUGGCCUGGCCUGUUAUUUUGUUGACAUUCGAACUAUUGAAUGCAAUUUUCACCUUCAGUGCUGCAACCGCUUUGGCUGUUGGUAUCAGAACCCAUUCAUGUUCAAAUCAAUCUUAUCUUAAUUCAAACGCAAUUUGCGAGGGAAGUGAGUCAAGAUGCAGAAAAUCUCAAGCUUUGGUUACAUUCCUCUAUUUCUGUUUUUUCGGUUCUUUAGGUUUAUUGUUUUUCAUUGCGAGAAAAUUCAUGUCUGGUGGUCCAUUUGGCCACAAAUAUAACAGCAAUAAUGCUCCAAAAGUUGGUGUUCCAACAAUGUCUCAAGUCUAG